This is a messenger RNA of Danio rerio (zebrafish), 1028 nucleotides long. RefSeq names its product deleted in primary ciliary dyskinesia homolog (mouse) (gene dpcd). NCBI's taxonomy places the organism in Eukaryota, Metazoa, Chordata, Actinopteri, Cypriniformes, Danionidae. The record is from RefSeq and is marked provisional.
AAACGGAUCUACUUCCGGGUCGUAGAGUUGGCUUCUUUUAUUAAACAUGAAAAAAAUGCAGCACUUUUUCACUUUUUGCAACAUGUAAUACUUCAAAUCGAUUAAUCGUGUAUACAAUUCUGUUAAAUGUAUAAAAAAGAUAAAAGAGCUUGUUUGAAAUAGAGGUUGUCAAGGCAACCGCAGGCGCGGGUUUGUUUGAGGAAAUGAAUCAGCAGGAAGCAUGGCUGUUCAACAGUGGGCUGAUGCUCUUAAAAAAGCCAAGAAAACUGCUUUAAUAUCCGAUGGGAAAAGGAAAGUUCAUUAUCAGUUUGAGGAUGGCAAUGAGAUGGCUGAGGAGUAUGACCUAAAAACAGAUGAGCUUGUCAUGCGAAAGUGGCGACAUAAAACCACCUUUGGAGGACAGGGGCAGUGGACUUUGGAAGUUGGUGAAACAAACCCAACUGGGGCUACAUCUGAUUUAAUAAAAGAGAACAGUUCAAAUCCACUAUUUAUGCGCCGGGACACAAAGACAAGUUUCCAGUGGAGGAUCCGUAACAUUUCUUACCCUUUAGAAGUCUACAGUGUGACAGCUGAGCCAAUGGAAAGAUGUUGUGUCAUUCGGACCUCGAACAAAAAGUACUAUAAGAAGUUCAGCAUUCCAGAUCUCGAGCGUUGCCAGUUGCCUUUGGAGAGCACAGCCUUGAGUUUCACCCACGCCAACAACACUUUAAUCAUCAGCUACAAGAAGCCCAAAGAGAUUUUAACGCUGGAACAGGAGCUGCUUGGGGAGCUGAAGAAACUGAAGGGGACAAGUGAAGGAGAUAUUGACUGUAAAACUCAGUGAACUGCUGUGGAUCUGGAGCUUUUGCAGUAUUGCGGCUGUUCGGCUGCAUUUCUUUAUGCAUGUUUCUAUAAGCUUUUGUGCAUACAAACAUGUGACUUUUGUUGUAUGUAUACAUUUUUUUGUUGAGAUAUACCAUUUGAAAUAUUGAGCUGGAUGAUGUAAAAUUGUUUGUUGUGUCCAAAUAAUAAAUUUCACAGAAAUGUCA